Messenger RNA from Sphaerulina musiva SO2202, 2157 nucleotides. RefSeq names its product Transp_cyt_pur-domain-containing protein. The coding region runs from base 102 to 1865 and encodes 587 amino acids. The transcript has 4 exons. Gene Ontology annotation, biological process: transmembrane transport; nucleobase transport. Gene Ontology annotation, molecular function: nucleobase transmembrane transporter activity. Gene Ontology annotation, cellular component: plasma membrane. Lineage: Eukaryota; Fungi; Ascomycota; Dothideomycetes; Mycosphaerellales; Mycosphaerellaceae. The record is from RefSeq and is a predicted model, not a curated record.
CCCGGACCGACCUCAUCUGGACCUAUUGCUCUCCGCACUGUCGCACAGCAAGCACUACCUGAGGUAACAAGUACGCUACCACCAGUGCACAACACCCAACAAUGGCCUCCGACGGGAAGAAUGCCUACUACGCCGAGAAGCCAAGCUCGAGCGCUUCCGAUUUCGACCACCCCGUCGCCGCUGGCCAAGUAGGAAAGCUUCGAAGCCGCCUACCGGGAUUCAGCCUUGCUGUACACCAAGAGGAAAGCAGUUUUGCUGCCACCAAGAAUGCCUCCAAUGCCGAUUUCGACCCUAUUCCUCCCUCCAAGCGCACCUGGACAUGGAAGGCUUACAUUGCCUACUGGUGCGCUGAUGCCUGGGCUGUCUCGAACUGGCAAGUCGCUUCAUCCAUGAUUGCCGUCGGUCUCAGCUGGAGAAUGGCCAUCGGUGCUUGUGUGCUCGGAAACGCCAUCAUGGGCUUGGUCAUUACCAUCAACGGCAGAAUCGGCGCAACUCUCCACACUCCCUUCCCGGUCCUCGCCCGUAUGCCGUUCGGCUAUUACUUUAGCUACUUCGUCGUCCUCUCCCGCUGCGUGCUGGCUAUUGUCUGGCUUGGUGUUCAGACCACCACUGGUGGCCAGUGCAUGGCCGUACUGUUGACUGCCAUCUGGCCAAGCUUCAAAAACAUUCCAGACACGAUCGGAGAAGCAUCACAGGGAAUCUCAACCGGCGGAAUGGUCGCUUUCCUGCUCUACUUCCUGCUUCAGCUGCCUUUCUUGUGCAUUCCUUACACCAAGGUCCAGUACUUCUUCGGAUUCAAGUCCAUCAUUGCACCUAUUGUCUUUCUGGCCAUCUUCGGAGACACCUUGCGCAGGGCUGGCGGCACUAUCAGCCAGAGCGAGGUCGUAACCAAGGGCACCACAGUCAGCGGCUCUGUCCUCGCAUGGGCCUUUUUCUCCAACCUCAAUGGAGUACUGGGAAAUUACGCAACCCUCGGCUUGAACAUUGCCGAUUUCUCCCGGUAUUCCAAUAAGCCCAGUGCACAGAAUGUCCAGGUCAUUGUCAUUCCAUUCAUUUUCACCGUCGUUGGCCUCCUCGGUAUCUUUACAGCUGCAGCCUCAGAGACCGCCUACGGCAAGAUCAUCUGGAACCCUAUUGAAAUUCUCGACUUGUGGCUGGAGAACGGAUCCCAUGGGAGCCGCGCUGCAGCAGCGUUUGCGGCAAUUGGAUUGAUCAUUGUUACCUUGGGUAUCAACAUUUCGGCAAAUUCCAUCUCUGCCGCCAACGAUCUCAUGGCCUUUUGGCCCAAAUACAUCAACAUUCGUCGUGGUCAACUGAUUGCCGCUGUGAUUGGAAGCUGGGCUUUCGUCCCGUGGAAAAUCCUCGCAUCUGCUGCCAAAUUCAUCGCUUUCCUCGGAGGAUAUACCAUUUUCCUCGGCCCAAUGACCUCUAUACUCAUCACUGACUAUUUCUUCGUACGAAAAACCAACGUCUCCGUCCCCGACAUGUACAACUUCCAUGGAAUCUACCGAUACUCUCCCAAAUUCGGUUCCAACUGGCGCGCAGUCGUCGCAUUCUUCUUCGGUUGUAUCCCUCCUCUUCCGGGCUUCGUGGACAAUAUUCAAAAAUCCGGCGGCUCCACCACCAGUGUUUCCAUUGGUGGGCAACACUUGUUCGCCAUUGGAUACAUUUACUCCUUCAUCACCGCUGGUGUCUUUUACUAUCUCUUCAACGUGUUUGCGCCUCAUGUCGAAUCACAAAUGGAUUAUCCUGUUACUGGAGAGGAGAUUUUGAUUGAACAGGAUGAGAAGAAUCUCUCGCAGCGUCGGGCGAGUUAUGCGGAGAAUGGACGGCCUAAUGCUCUUCGGAGAGCUUUUCAUGUAUGAGUCGUUUUUUUUUUCUUUGCUUUUUGGCUUGGAUGAGAAACUCGAAAAGAAGAAAGAGAGAGAGAGAAAGAGAGGGAGAGAAGAUCUACCAUAUUGUUACGAUGAUGAUGAAGAUGAAGUUUUUUUCACGAGAAAUAUACGACAGGAAAGGCACAAGACAGCGAAAAAGUGCGCUGAUGGAUGGAGCGAGUUUGAUUUUUUUUUCCUUCUACUAAAGAUACCUGACCUAGCUAGUUGUGAUGAUUAUACACAUAUAGAGGGAGAGAGAGCGAUUGUAAGAAAAGUACCUACC